CCGUCGUUCGUCUCUACACAGUAUCUGUAAAUUCUCGACUGCGCGCGCCGUCGUGCGACUUGCCGGAUACUGAGCUCACUUCCCGCCGCUCACCGUUCUUCACUAGGCCUGUUUAGAGUCUCUCCUAGAUUUCUCCGAAAAAAUCGGAUUGGAAGUCGAAAUAGCAUCACGUUUGGAGAAUCCGGAAAGUGAGAGGAUUACUACGAACAUAAAUUGGAGGCUUCCGCUACAUAUUUUUCAGGAUUGCUACACCGACAUUUCAUCGUUCAACGGCGCCACCUCGUGUUUGGUUUUUUCUUCAAUCUUCAACGUUAUGAUACACCGUCAUUGCACCUCAUACUUCAAUUGAUUCCUCACCGUUCCAGUUCAGUUCUUUUUGACCUCUGCAUCUUCUACUCAUACCAUUCCUUUCAUGUCCUUCCUGAAACAAUGUAGAACGUUGAUCGAUGCAAAGCUUGUUCACCAGCAAAUUUUGGUUAAUGGCUUCACUGAUUUGGUUACACACGCCAUUGGAGGCUACAUUGAGUGCAAUGCAUUUGCACAAGCUGUAUCGCUCCUUGAACGUCUCGUUCCAUCUCAUUCCGCCGUUUUUUGGUGGAAUGCGCUGAUUCGACGCUCUGUGAGGCUUGGUUUUCUUGAUGAUGCAUUGUGUUUUUAUCGUCAGAUGGAGAGACUUGGGUGGUCGCCUGACUAUUACACCUUUCCAUUUGUUCUCAAAGCUUGUGGUGAGAAACUGUCAUUUAGAUGUGGUGCCUCAGUUCACGCCAUGGUUUGUGCUUAUGGGUUUGAGUCAAAUGUAUUUAUUUGUAAUUCUGUUGUGGCAAUGUAUGGGAGAUGUGGGGCAUUGGAUGAUGCACGCCAAGUGUUUGAUGAGGUGCUUGAAAGAAAGAUAGAUGACAUUGUGUCUUGGAAUUCAAUUCUUGCUGCUUAUGUACAAGGUGGGGAGUCAAAAGCUGCCCUCAGAAUUGCCUUUCAAAUGGCUAAGCACUACAAUUUCAAACUUUUCCCAGAUGCUAUUACGCUUGUCAAUGUUCUUCCUGCAUGUGCAUCAACAUUUGCGACUGAACAUGGCAGGCAGGUACAUGGAUUUGCGGUUCGGAGUGGAUUGGUGGAUGAUGUGUUUGUAGGCAAUGCUCUUGUGGAUAUGUAUGCUAAAUGCUCGAAGAUGAAUGAGGCAAACAAGAUGUUUGAGCAGAUGAAGGAGAAGGAUGUGGUUUCUUGGAAUGCUUUGGUAACUGGCUAUUCUCAGAUUGGUAGCUUUGAUGAUGCUCUCUCCUUGUUUAAGAGGAUGCAAGAGGAAGAUAUUGAGUUAAAUGUGGUAACAUGGAGUGCUGUGAUUGCUGGCUAUUCUCAAAGGGGGCAUGGUUGUGAAGCCCUUGAUGUAUUCAGGCAAAUGCAAAACUGUGGGUUGGAGCCAAAUGUUGUUACUCUUGUGUCUCUUCUUUCAGGUUGUGCUUCUGUUGGAGCAUUGCUUCAUGGAAAGCAAACACAUGCAUAUGCCAUAAAAAAUAUUCUCAACUUGGAUUGGAGUGAUCCUGGAGAUGACAUGAUGGUUUUUAAUGGCCUAAUUGAUAUGUAUGCUAAAUGCAAAAGCUCGAGAGUUGCUCGCAGUAUUUUUGACUCGAUAAUAGGAAAGGACAAGAACGUGGUGACUUGGACUGUCAUGAUUGGUGGGUAUGCUCAGCAUGGCGAAGCCAAUGAUGCAAUAGAACUUUUCUCUCAGAUGUUCAAGCAGGAGACCUCUUUAAAGCCUAAUGCCUUCACUCUAUCUUGUGCUUUGAUGGCUUGUGCACGUUUGGGUGCAUUAAGGCUUGGAAAACAAAUCCAUGCCUAUGCUUUGCGUCAUGAAAAUGAGUCUGAGGUUUUAUAUGUAGCUAAUUGCCUUAUAGAUAUGUAUUCCAAAUCAGGGGACAUUGAUGCUGCUCAGAUCGUAUUCGACAACAUGAAGGUACAAAAUGCUGUUUCUUGGACAUCUUUGAUGACAGGUUACGGUAUCCAUGGUCGUGGUGAAGAAGCACUACGUGUUUUUAAUCAAAUGCGGGAAGUUGGUCUUUCAGUUGAUGGGGUAACCUUUCUUGUCGUUCUUUAUGCUUGUAGCCACUCUGGAAUGGUGGAUCAAGGCAUGAACUACUUCCAUGGUAUGGUUAAGUACUUUGGGGUUGCACCGGGAGCCGAACAUUAUGCAUGUAUGGUUGAUCUCUUGGGCCGUGCAGGUCGUCUCAAUGAAGCAAUGGAACUCAUUAAAAGCAUGCCAAUGGAACCGACCCCAGUUGUAUGGGUGGCUCUACUAAGUGCCAGCAGAACCCAUGCUAAUGUCGAACUUGGGGAAUAUGCAGCAAGUAAAUUGAUAGAAUCUGGGGCGGAGAAUGAUGGUUCAUACACAUUACUUUCGAACUUGUAUGCGAAUGCGCGACGUUGGAAAGAUGUAGCUAGAAUCCGAAGAUUGAUGAAACAUACCGGGAUCAAGAAGAGGCCGGGAUGUAGUUGGGUACAAGGCAAGAAAAGCACUACAACCUUCUUUGUGGGUGAUAAAAGUCAUCCACAAUCAGACCAAAUAUACAACAUUCUCGCCGAUUUGAUUCAACGCAUCAAGGACAUGGGGUACGUUCCUCAAACAAGCUUUGCUCUUCAUGACGUUGACGACGAGGAGAAAGGCGAUCUCUUAUUUGAGCAUAGCGAGAAGUUGGCUGUUGCGUAUGGGAUCUUAACAUCAGCUCCAGGACAACCCAUUCGGAUAAACAAGAACUUGCGCAUAUGCGGUGAUUGCCAUAGUGCCUUAACCUACAUUUCCAUGAUUAUUGAACACGAGAUCAUAUUGAGAGAUUCCAGUAGGUUUCAUCAUUUCAAGAAAGGCUCCUGCUCUUGUAGAGGCUAUUGGUGAUGGACAAAUUGAAUCAAGACUAUGAGGUAACUGUUUUAUGUCAUUUGUAUGAGGUAACUGCAAAAAUAUUUUGAAUUUGUAUCUAGUGAUUAUUAGGAAAUACAUGUAGAUCUUUG
Cucurbita maxima (winter squash) is the source of this 2997-nucleotide messenger RNA. Its product is annotated as pentatricopeptide repeat-containing protein At5g16860. The coding region runs from base 413 to 2881 and encodes 822 amino acids. Gene Ontology annotation, biological process: RNA modification. Lineage: Eukaryota; Viridiplantae; Streptophyta; Magnoliopsida; Cucurbitales; Cucurbitaceae. The record is from RefSeq and is a predicted model, not a curated record. Gene Ontology annotation, molecular function: protein binding; zinc ion binding; RNA binding. The transcript is spliced from 3 exons.